This is a messenger RNA of Neoarius graeffei (lesser salmon catfish), 7008 nucleotides long. RefSeq names its product collagen, type IV, alpha 1 (gene col4a1). The coding region runs from base 189 to 5093 and encodes 1634 amino acids. Gene Ontology annotation, molecular function: extracellular matrix structural constituent. The transcript has 52 exons. The record is from RefSeq and is a predicted model, not a curated record. Gene Ontology annotation, cellular component: collagen trimer; basement membrane. NCBI's taxonomy places the organism in Eukaryota, Metazoa, Chordata, Actinopteri, Siluriformes, Ariidae.
GUUAACUUGCACUCAUCUAGGAGAUGUUAGUUUGAACAGAACCAGAACGCAUAACGUCGAGAGCAAAGAUGCGGACAAAACCUGCAGAUUAAGCUCUAGUGCAAAAAAAAAAAAAAAUUAAGUACGUAUUUAAGGAGGGCAGAUCAGAGGACGAGCUGUGGUUUCUGUGCCAUCUGUAAAGGGCAGCGAUGCGCAUCUUAAGAGGUGCGCUCUUUCUUCUGGCAGCCGUUUUGCUCAGCGCAGAUCCGAGCAGAGCUGAGGGAUGUUCAGGCUCAUCAUGUGGGAAGUGUGACUGCAGCGGUGUAAAAGGGGCAAAGGGAGAAAGAGGUUUACCUGGCUUACAAGGCAAUAUGGGAUUUCCUGGUGUGCAAGGUCAUGAGGGCCCCCAAGGGCCAAUGGGACCAAAGGGAGAUCGAGGUGAGCCAGGGGCUCAUGGAAUGAAAGGAAUACGUGGCCCUCCUGGUGUACCUGGUAUUCCGGGAAUUCCUGGGCACCCGGGUAUUCCAGGUCAAGAUGGCCCACCGGGACUACCGGGUAUUCCAGGCUGCAAUGGAACAAAGGGGGAUCAAGGUAGAGAUGGAACCCCAGGCAUACCAGGAUUGCAAGGACCACCAGGUUUUCCAGGCGAUCCAGGAAUGAAGGGUGACCCAGGUGGUGUUAUUGGUGGAUUUAUUCCUCAGAAAGGAGAGAAAGGCUUUCCAGGAAUACCAGGAUUACCAGGGCCACCAGGAAAUCCUGGACUACAAGGACCAGCUGGCCCACCAGGACGAGAGGGGCCUCGAGGAUAUUCCGGUGAUCCUGGCCCUCCUGGCCCUCCUGGUGAUAAGUUGAGUUUUGUUGGUCCAAAAGGUGACAAGGGUGAAAAAGGCCUCAGAGGUCCACCUGGGGCUCCUGUAGCAGUUGGAGGACCACAGACGAUUUAUCUCCCUGGACUAAAAGGUCAAAAAGGGGACCCCGGAGAAAAGGGUGAUAUGUGUUCACCAUAUCAAGCAAAAAUCAAAGGUGAACCAGGACCUGUAGGCCAAAAAGGAAAACCAGGAAAGGAUGGAGUCAGUGGGACAAAGGGGGGAAAAGGUGAACCUGGUAAUCCUGGCUUUUCUGGUGAUAAGGGCCAAAAGGGAGAAAGAGGACCUCCAGGAUAUGGCGAGGGUCCUCCAGGCGAUCCUGGUCCUCCAGGCUUACCUGGUCCAAAGGGAGAGAUAGGCCCCCCUGGGGUUCCUGGAGAGCCUGGUUUCCCAGGUAAGAAUGUGGUCGGUCCUCCUGGAGACAGAGGCUUUCCUGGAGAGAUUGGACAGAAAGGAGACAAAGGUGCUAAUGGACAGUCUCUCAAAGGCUCCAGUGGAGCUGAUGGACCUCCUGGUCCACCUGGACCCCCAGGGCCUUUAAAUGAGGACUGUGACGUUACUUAUGGAGAACCAGGCCCUCCUGGACCUCCAGGCUUGCAAGGAGAAGAGGGACAGAAAGGUGACAAAGGAGACACUUGCACACUGUGCUCUGCUACUGGGCCUCCAGGUUUGCCUGGUGCGCCAGGGCCAAAAGGAAAUCAAGGUUUCCCUGGACAGCCAGGAAGUAAAGGAGAAAAGGGUCCAUCUGGCCUACCUGGACAGCCUGGAUUAACGGGAAGAGAUGGCUCCCCAGGUUUGUUUGGUGAGCCUGGGGCAAAGGGUGAACCAGGUGACAUCUAUAUAGCGCCAGAGCUGAAGGGAGAGAAGGGUCUCUCAGGGUUUCCUGGCAGCAGGGGAUUACCAGGCAUAGAUGGAAUUCCUGGGAAAGAUGGACAUCCAGGUCUGCCUGGACAGAAAGGAGAGGCAGCUAGAGUGGGUAUUAAAGGUGACCGUGGUCAGGAUGGAGAUCCCGGGAUAAGAGGACCCACAGGUGAGAGAGGACCCCCAGGUCGUCCUGGAGUUGGCCAACCUGGAGAGUCUGGAGAAAAGGGCAGUCCAGGACUUCCCGGUGUCCCAGGAAAGCCUGGAGAACCAGGACCUAAAGGUGAACCUGGUAAAGGUGUAAGUUCACCAGGACCUCCAGGUCCACCAGGACCUCGUGGUCAGACAGGACUGAGUGGCCUUCAAGGUGAAAGGGGUCCUCCUGGAGAUCAAGGAUGGCCAGGAUUAACUGGUGACAAAGGUGACCCUGGUCUUCCAGGAAUCGGAUUUCCAGGUCCACCAGGUCCAAAAGGUUAUUCUGGUACACCAGGUGUGCCAGGAUUACCUGGAGACCCUGGCAAUCCAGGUCAGGAUGGUUUUCCUGGACGCCCAGGAAUACCUGGACAAAAAGGUGAACCUGGCAUUGGCCUCCGAGGACCCAAAGGGUCUGUAGGACUGCCAGGAGUCCAAGGGUUUCCGGGUGAAAAGGGUAAUUUAGGAAUGCCAGGAGUCCCUGGAGCCGAAGGAACAACUGGACCACCUGGUCCUCAGGGUGUAAAAGGUGACGCUGGCCCUCCAGGAUUCCCAGGUUUGUCAGGACCACCUGGACCCCCAGGACCUGGUGAGCCUGGACCACCUGGACCGAUGGGACCUCCUGGACAACCUGGUCCCUUAGGUCGUAUUGGUGAAAAAGGAGAGAAAGGUUCCCAAGGCUUUCCUGGUCCUGCAAUGCCUGGUCCUCAAGGUGAGAAAGGCACUCAUGGUUUCCCUGGAUCACCAGGGCCUAAGGGGUUGCCAGGUGAACCAGGAAGUCCAGGUAAAGACGGAUUCCCUGGGGAGAGAGGUCCCAAAGGAGAUAUUGGAAUAAUAGGAAUUCCAGGGUCACCUGGAAACCCGGGUCAACCAGGAGCCCCUGGGUCCAUUGGACCAAGAGGUGACCCUGGUCUGAGUGGGUCGAGGGGAGAGCUUGGUGAACCGGGCCCUAAAGGAGAGAGAGGAGAACCUGGUAUUCAAGGACCAGCUGGUAAUAUGACAGAUGUGGACAUGGUGCAUAUGAAAGGAGAGAAGGGAGACAUCGGCGACAAAGGGUAUAUCGGCCCUGCAGGAGAGAAGGGGGCCGAGGGAGUACCUGGAACUCCUGGAAUGCCUGGAAAUCCUGGAAUGCCUGGUUCACCAGGAAAGGCAGGUGAGAAAGGUGAUCCAGGAUUUCCUGGACAACCAGGACCAGAUGGACAGCCUGGAGUAAAAGGCAGCAUGGGAGAAAUGGGAUUGCCAGGAGCACUUGGGCCAAAAGGCACAAAAGGUGUUGCUGGACAGCCUGGCCAUCAGGGGUUUAAGGGUGAUCCAGGUGUAAAAGGUGAAAAGGGAACAGAAGGUCUGCCAGGAAUAGGAAUUCCUGGCCUCCCCGGUGAGAAGGGUGAGAUGGGCCCACCCGGUUUCCCUGGAGAGUCUGGAAAUAAAGGAGAGAAAGGUUCCAUGGGAAUCCCAGGUAUACCUGGAACACCAGGGGCAAAAGGAGACAUAGGCGUAAUUGGUUACCCAGGUAGUCCUGGGGUACCAGGUGAAAAAGGAGUCCCUGGGUUACCUGGAUUACCUGGGCAGUCUGGUUUUGAAGGACGGCCAGGUGAACCUGGUCUACAAGGCCCCCCAGGGCCAACAGGGAAGAAAGGAGAACCGGGAAAAGAUGGUAUCCCUGGAGGUCCUGGAGAAAGGGGUGAAGCAGGUUUACCUGGUAGAGGCUUUCCUGGAACCCCUGGUCAAACAGGCGCAAAAGGUGAAAAAGGUAACCCAGGUCCCCCUGGCAUGGCUGGAAGUCCCGGUGUUCCUGGAACCAAAGGAGAGAAAGGCCUGCCAGGAUACCAAGGUCAUCAGGGUCAACCUGGUGAAAGAGGAUUACCAGGGCCAUCAAUGGAGGGACCUAAAGGGGAGAAAGGAGCUCACGGAUUGCCUGGAGAGCCAGGGCAGACUGGUGCUCCAGGUCCAGCAGGUGUUCCAGGGAGUGUUGGAGCAAAAGGAGAGAGAGGAGAAAAAGGUUUCCCAGGCAUACAGGGUACUCAGGGUUUGAAAGGCGAUAAAGGCUUUACUGGCCAACCUGGUGAACCUGGUGCACCAGGCUAUAAAGGAGUAAAGGGUGAAAGUGGAACUCCAGGCCUUCCUGGCUUCAAAGGAUUAAAGGGUGAGCAUGGGUUGACUGGUUUCAAAGGAGAGAUUGGUGACCGUGGAUUUCCUGGAGCUAAAGGUAAUGAUGGCCCUCCUGGACCUCAUGGACCAAGUAUCUUUAUAAAAGGAGACCUUGGUUUACCAGGACCACAGGGUCCCCAAGGUUUACCAGGGUUGAGAGGGUAUCCUGGACCAAAAGGACAGCAAGGAUUGAUGGGAAUACAGGGUAUUAAAGGAGAGGAUGGGGCACCAGGAUACAAUGGGAUUCAUGGAGCUAAAGGACAACCUGGGCAUACUGGACCUUCUGGACCCAGAGGAUAUCCAGGUCCUCCAGGUCCUGAUGGAAUCCCAGGUCAGGUUGGCCCUCCUGGACCCGCCUCCAUGGACCAUGGCUUCCUAGUGACUCGACACAGUCAGUCCAUCGAAGUGCCCCUGUGUCCACAAGGCACCACUCUGAUUUAUGAUGGGUACUCCCUCCUGUAUGUGCAGGGAAAUGAGCGAUCCCAUGGCCAAGACCUGGGUACGGCCGGUAGCUGUUUGAGGAAGUUCAGCCCCAUGCCAUUCCUCUUCUGCAACAUCAACAAUGUGUGUAACUUUGCCUCUCGUAAUGACUAUUCCUACUGGCUCACAUCUCCUGAGCCCAUGCCUAUGAGCAUGGCUCCUAUAACUGGCGAGAGCAUUAAACCUUUCAUCAGCAGAUGUGCAGUGUGUGAGGCGCCUGCCAUGGUGAUUGCUGUGCACAGUCAGACUGUAGCCAUCCCACCCUGCCCUCAAGGCUGGCUAUCUCUGUGGAUUGGUUAUUCCUUCGUCAUGCACACCAGUGCAGGUGCUGAGGGCUCUGGUCAGGCUCUGGCCUCUCCUGGCUCCUGUCUGGAGGAGUUCCGCUCUGCUCCCUUCAUCGAGUGUCAUGGCCGUGGCACCUGCAACUACUAUGCUAACUCCUACAGUUUCUGGUUGGCCACCAUCGAGGACAAUGAGAUGUUUAGCAAACCUGUCCCCACUACACUAAAGGCUGGGAAUCUGCGAACUCACAUCAGUAGGUGCCAAGUGUGCAUGAAGAGGACUUAGCCUGGUUACACUCCUUCUUCUGCAUUUGGCUUUUAUGUUACAGUUUUACAAAAGAAAAACAGCAUGGUGCUACUUUACAUACACACACAGAAGGGGGGGGGGAUAUGGACUUAGAAAGGGUUCUUUCAGACUUAAGAAUGCUGAUUGAAAUGAAAUCAGAAGGUCCAGAGUGAUGGGACUCCAAAACCCUGGUGCUUCUGCUCCAGAAACAAUACCUACAUUAAUAUCUCAUUGUCUUUUCCUAAAUAAAUGACACCUGUUUGCAAUUGCACUGAAUACAUCUAUUAGUAGACAGGCUGCCAUUUUGAAAACUGAAUCAUGUUUUAAUGAAUACAGCUAUUCUUUUGGUUCAAAUGCUAAGUACUGUUUUGCCCAGUUUACUUCACACCACCAAAAAUAAGUAUCCUGAUAUCUCUUUUUUUUCACUCAGUUUGUCAUUAUCAUAUGCUAACUUCAGAGAUUUGGUAUUUUCUUUCUAGUAAUACACAAUAAGUUUCGUCUGUCCUUUAUGUAGUCCAGCAGCCAGGAUGUACUUUGAGCUCUGUUGUAAAUAUACAGCUUUGUUUAAUAAUUAACAUCUUGUCAACAUAUUCUCUUCAGGUAAAUCCAUUUAAUUUUGUCAGAGUUAUUUAUGAAAGCUAUGAGACCAAGGGCGCAUUUUGUAUAUGGCCAUUUCCACUCUGUUGACCAAGUCACAAUAUACUCUGCAAUUUGAUUAAGGCACAUAAUGGUGAAUUUUAGUAUUAAGCACUAUGCUUUAGUGGGCCUAUAUCUGUGUAUAGCUUUGAAGCGUGUGAUUUAUUAUUUCAGUACCAUGGAGUGUAGUGGGGGAAAAACAUGUUUACGUCGACAAGAAAUAUCAGCAUUUUUGCAAACAGUGUGCACUGUGUGUACAUUUUGCCAUCCCUCAGUAGUCAUACCUCCCUAUUCUGAGAGGACAUUUUCCCAAUUUGUCUGAUCAGGUUUCAGUCAUACACACAGCAAUGUAUCUUGAGCAAUUUUAACUCAAAUACAUUUUAUACAUGUUCUCAACCUAAUAGGUAGAUUCCUUGAUUUAAAUAAACACUUCUACAUUGUCCACUAAUCCAAAGCUGAACGUGUAUAUAAUGUGACUAGGUGCACUUUCCAAGGCCAGCUUUAAGAGUUAUUUUAUGCGGGGGAUGUCAAUAAAAACGGACUAAAGUUGACACGUUGCUUUCAUCUAUCUUGUAACACUAAUGCAGUUAGGUAUGUGUCAUCCAUCUAUGACCCAAACAGUUUGUUUUUUCAUCCUCUUCAGGAUGCUAGAUUAUUGCUCUUGCCAGACUCCAUGUGUCUCAAAUUCCUUUUCCUAUCUUACAUGGUAAUUUAAUGCUAGACCAAAGAAUAUGCACAUACUUAGUUUUACACUGAAUAUACUUGACUUUCCAAGUGAUAUAUUUUUUCAGGUUCCCUUAGAAAUACCACAAGGAAUACAUUCAGGUAAAACUGUGCCACUGUUUCAGCCAAAGCCAUCUUUAAUACAUGUAGUCUAAAAUGAUCCUUUAACGAAUUUGAGGCUGUAAAUCAUCAUAAAUUUGCAAGAGGUUUCGGCUUUUGUUUUUAUAAGGAUUUAUACUAGAAUGCCCAUAAAAUGCUUGUCCUGGUUUAUCUCACACCAACUAUUUGUAUUCUUUCAUGUCAUGUUACUGACCCCACUUACAAGUUGUGGUGAUUUCGUGUUGGGGUGGGGUUUUUUUUUGUUUGUUUGUUUUUUGUGAAUAUAAACUUCCCUGUGAAUAUUCAGUUGCAGUAUUAAAAGCACUAGUUCACCGUUAUGAUUCAUGGAAGAAUACAAAGAUGGAUGGGAUUUUCAAGCACGGCUUUUUUUUUUUCAAAAUCACUUUGUGUCUUUCUCCUUUCUGUAUUGAAAACAUACAAUAAAUCACUUUGUCUA